GAUCUGCUCGUUCCAUCCAUGGCGCAUCAGCUUCGGCGAUCCAAGCGACUGGUGGCCGUCGGUCCCAGCGCUCGCAGCAUCUUCCAUAUCCCGCUCCCCACCGCCAUCUCCCCCACCGUUUCCGCCCUUUCCGCCGGUUCCGCCAUUCCCCCCAUUCCCGCCAUUCCCGCCGUUCCGCCCCAUGUUCUCCGCACCUUUCGCCGGUUCGUGCGCGAUCUUUGCCACGUGGAAGGUAGUGGGCAGGCCAGGUUGAUCCAACCCGUCCAAUGGGGUGCCGACAGGUGUCACGCUACGAUUACGCCGCCCUCCGCUGCCUUUGCUCCCUUCCGCCUAUUUCUCCGCGCUUCCCGUGCGCCUGAGGCUAGCAAGCGCAGUUUCUCCGCCGCCACUUCCCCCCCGAUCCCGCCGAACUCCGCCCCGCGCGCUGGUGGCAGCGCUGGGGGAAGCAAUGGAGCAAGCACUGGCGGAAGCGCUAGCGGAGCGGGCGCGCGGAAGGGCGGGCGGGGAUUGCUGGGCGUGACUGUAGCGGCUGCCGCUAUAGCGGGGGCUGCGGGAGGCGCUUAUUAUUGGUGGGAGACGGAAGCCGCGAGAUUUGGACCCGGCCCCGUUAUAGUCACACCGGAUACAAGAACAGGGUUGGGGGAAGAAGCCAAAAAGUCGAUUCCUGCAGGAGAUUUGGGUACUGGGGGAUCGACCGUUGGAGGUGUGACGCAACGGGAGGUGGCUUGUAACGAGGAUGUGGAGAAAGCAAGUAAGGGGGAGACUGGAGAGGGUUAUAAAGGGGAUGAGGUGGAGGUGCGGAAGGGAGAGGGGGAAGUGAAUGGGGGGGAGCAAGUGGGCGUGGAUGGGGGGGGACAGAGCGAAGGGGGACAGACAGAAGGAGCGAAGGUGAUUGGGGAGGGAGAGGUGGAGGAGAGGGGAGAAGGGGAGGGGAGGGGAGAAGAUAGGGGGGAAGGGGAAGGGAGAGUGAAAGCGGAGGGAGUGAGGGAGGAAGAGGAGGACGGAGGAAAGAAGGAUGAGAAGAAAAAGAAGAAGGAUAAGGAAGGGAGGAGGGAGAAAAUAGGGAGAGAGGGCGAGAAGAAAAAGGAGGGAGAGGAGAAUGAGACGAGUGGCGAGGAGGGGGAGGACGAUGAUGAGGACAAGAGAAGGAAGGAGGAGAAGAAACGACUAAAGAAAUUAAAGAAAGAGCAGGAGAAGGAAGAAAAGAAGAGGAAGAAGGAAGAGAAGAAGAGGAGGGGAGGGGGAGAGAAGGAGAUGAAAGGCAGGGAGGGGGAGGAGGAGGAGAGGGGGGGAGCGGAGGAGGGGAAGGGGAAGGAGACGGAGGAAGGUUGGAAUAUUAACGAGGCAGUGAAAGACAUCGAGGGUUCUAGAGAGGUGCAGGGAGCAGCUGACGUGGCCGCUGACGUGGUGGCUGAUGUGGCUGCAGACGGGGCAGCAAGUGUGGCAGCAGCGAUCGUCAAGGUUGCGUCGGCAGCAAGGAAGGACGAGGCUGAGAGAGGGAGGAGGGAUAUGGAGCGACAGCUGGCAGCGAUGCAGAGUGUCCACGUGGCAGAACAGGACUCGCUGGCAGCUGCAGUGCGGGAAAGGGAGAAGGAGGGGGAGGCGGAGAGGGAGGGGAUCGAGAAGCAGAGGGAGGAGAUGGGGAGAGAGAUGGAGGAGUGGGAAGAGGGGGAAGCGAGACGGGAGGAGAAGGAACGAGAGGAGAAGGCCAUAGCCACCCUGCAAGCAGUGCUGAAAGAACAGCUGGCAGCAGGGGAGGCAGCAGCAGCAGAGGAGAAGGCGGCAGGAGAAGCACACCGAGAGCAGACCGAGCUGCUGAAAGAGGAGCUCUCGGCUCUGAAAGACACCUUCUUUGCACGCUCCCAGGAGGACAGGUUGUCAUGGCACGUGCAUCGAGUGGCUCUGGCCGCUAUCUCUCUCCAAGAAGCAGCUGAGGGCAAUCAACCCUUGCAACCAAUCCUCUCCUCCCUCCUCCACCACCCCUCGUCCCUCACACGCCCCUCACAAAUACAAUCCCAACCCCAAUCAAAACCGCAAAUGCGGUCACGACCACAAGCACAAUCAGGAUUGCAGCAAUCCCCAGAUCCUCUCCUCUCCUCUCUCCUGCCACCUGGCGACGAUCCAUUGGUCAUCGCGGUCGCUGCCUCCCUGCCCCCGUCUGCGCUGGCCAAUGGCGUGCUGACACGGCAGCAGCUGCAGGAGAGGCUCGAGGGGAUGCGGGCGAGGGUGUGCCAGCUGGCAAUGCUGCCCCUGACCAAUGGGGGAGAGAGAGAGGGCGUCGAAGAGGGGAAGGGAGGAGGAGGAGGAGGAGAAAGGGUGGAGCCCGGUCUACUGUCUCAGGCUGUGGCGGCGGUAGCAGUAGCUCUUAAGUUCUCAGAGCCAAGCAGCGGAGGGCAGGCCACAACCCCGGAACAGGCCGUUUCAGAAGCCGCUUCUCUGCUGAUGGAGGGGCGACUGGGGGAAGCAGCAGGGGCGCUGGAGAGGGGGUUUGGGGGAACACGGGCGGAGGGGGUGGUGGGGCAGUGGGGGGAGGAGGUGAGGGCGCGAGAGGCAGUGGAGCAGGCGGUUAGGAUGUUGCAGGCGCAUGCCGGGUGCAUGGCAGCAGAGCUGCGCCGGUGACAGUGCGGUUCAGUGCGGUUCUGCACGGUAGUGGCAGGGGAGGGAGCAAUGUGGGCCAGUGGGGGGCGGAGGUGAGGGCGAGAGAGGCAGAGGAGCAGGCUGUUAAGACGUUGCAGGCGCAUGCAGGGUGCAUGGCAGCAGAGCUGCGCCGGUGACAUUGGUGUGGGGCUCAGUGCGGUUCUGAGUGGUAAUGUCGGAGGGAGUGGUAGGGCUGUGUGGCCAGUGGGGGGAGGAGGUGAGGACGCGAGAGGCGGUGGAGCAGGUGGUUAGGAUGUUGCAGGCGACUUUUGAGGUGCCUCAAAAGGCGCAUGCCGGGUGCAUGGCAGCAGAGCUGCGCCGGUGACACUGGCAUUGCUGUGUGUGGUUGAGUGCGGUUCUGAGUGGUAGUGCUGAAGGAGAGGGGUGGGGUGGUGGGGGGAGGAGGUGAGGGCAAGGGUGGCAGCGGAGCUGGCGGUUGUGCAUGGCAUGGCAUGGCAAUAGAGCUGCACAGGGGAAUGCAGUGCAGUUGAGUGUAGCCUGGGGUGGGGUGUGCAUGUGUUUCAACUACUUGUUAUGUGGAACAAACCGUUCUUUUAUGCCAGUACAUAUCUGGUCUGCUUGUUAAAAGGCUAGCUUAGCUAGGAAGCUAGGAGAGGCAUGAGGUUUAGCUAGGAGGAGCCAUGGAGUGGCGUGAGGUUUAGGAAGGAGAAAAGUUGAGGAGAGAAAAGGGGGCUGGAAUAGAAAGAGAGGCAUACAAGGAGGGGAUUGUACCCUCUACAGUAAAGUUCGGUAACCUACCAAGCCUAACAAUUAUAUAACUCAAUAUAUAAAUUUAACACAC
This is a messenger RNA of Closterium sp. NIES-67, 3439 nucleotides long. The record is from the annotation of a GenBank genome assembly. Lineage: Eukaryota; Viridiplantae; Streptophyta; Zygnematophyceae; Desmidiales; Closteriaceae.